AUGGCAGCGGCAGCGGCAGUGGCAGUGGCAGUGAUGGUGGCAGUGGUGCUGAUGAUGGUGCUGAUGGUGGUGGUGGUGGUGCUGGCCUUGGUAGUGGCAGUGGGAGGGCGAGGGCCAGGCGGUUGCGGGUGCGGGUGCGGGAAGGGCCAUCACGUGACGGGCCAGGCAUUGGCGCACCAAUGGCGGGCGAGCUGUGGGCGGCCGGGAUAUUUUCUGCAGCAGCGCGCUCUGCACUCUGCGCGCAGGCAGCGAUGUCAAGCAACGGCACGAGGGAGAUCAGGGUGGCUCAGCAUCGGUCUCCAGCCACGAUCAGCAGUUGACGCUGAUGGCGAGCCAUGGGCGUGGCAGGGCUGCCAUGUUGGCAUGCAGCAGUUCACGCCGGGCUUCUUCUACAAGGCUUCGAUUGACGUAGAUGGCUUCGUCCGUGUUUGCAUGGCUACUCGCGCAAUGGCAUGCUCCGCGACAGGUCGUCUCAUUUCGCCUGCGACGGAAGCCGGAGAGGCAGCCGCCAAUGGCAGGCGGCAUGGAUAUUGGCUCGCGGGCGACGAGAACAGCAACGGUUCCUGGGGGGCGCUGGCGCUGGCGACGGGGCUGGCCUUGCACGGCGCGGUGCUGGCGUCCGAUGCUGGGUUUCAAGAGCCUGUCCCGUUGCUAACGGACACGGACACGGACGGGCAAUGGGGCUGUGGAAUGAAUACGCGCACAGGAAUGCGUCUUGCAUGCGCGACCCAUGUCUCUGCGCCCGCCUGGCGGCUAGCCCAAAGCGACGGCCAAGGCCUGACAGCACGCUAUGUACGCACCGCCGCGCAGCACGAGAGCGAGAGCGAGCAGGCCAGUCGGAACGGGCAAGGCCUUUUUCCCACUGCGCCCGUCGACGUCGCCCGCUGA
This is a messenger RNA of Exserohilum turcica Et28A, 888 nucleotides long. RefSeq lists its product as uncharacterized. The coding region runs from base 1 to 888 and encodes 295 amino acids. The record is from RefSeq and is a predicted model, not a curated record. Lineage: Eukaryota; Fungi; Ascomycota; Dothideomycetes; Pleosporales; Pleosporaceae. The transcript has a single exon.